AUGGAAAUGACAAAAAGAAAGAAGAAAACAGGACUGAAUAUACGGCAACCGGAUAUAACGCGCGUUAACGGACAACGGAUACGAAUUGCAACGCUGAAUGUGGGAAGUAUGACGAGACGAAGCCUCGAAUUGGAACAUCUGAUGAAGAAGAGGCGUAUUGAUGUCAUGUGCGUUCAAGAAACGAAAUGGGGCAACUUGGGAAACAAAUCGAGGUUCCUUGAUUUGAAGACAAAGGAUUACAAGUUGUUCUACCAUGGCAUCAAUAAUCAAACAAACGGCGUCGGAAUCAUAAUAUCUCGCAAAUACCUCAACAACAUCAUCAACAUCGAUAAAGUGAGUGAUCGUUUGAUGGCAGUGAAGUUGGUAGUGCAAGAUAAGGUCUGGAACAUCAUUUGCGCUUAUGCCCCACAAACAGGUCGAGACGUGUCUGACAAAGUUUCAUUCUGGAGUGACUUUGAAAUGCUUAUGCAACAAAUUCCUCCUGAAGAACUUGUUGUGAUAGGAGCAGACAUGAACGGCCACGUAGGAGAGACAAAUUUUGGCUUCGAAGAGUGUCACGGGGGAUACGGCUAUGGAGCAAUGAAUGAUGAAGGAGAAGAAUUGCUCGAUUUUGCCAAAUCUUAUGGGUUGACACUCAUGAACACCAUGUUCAAGAAACAUGAGAAGCACCUUGUCACCUACAGCAGUGGAGGCAGAAACACGCAAAUAGACUAUCUUCUGUGCAGUAACGAGAUGAGGAAAAUGGCGAAAGAUUGCAAGGUCAUUCUGGGAGAAUCAGUUGUGUCGCAGCAUCGUCUUUUAGUAAUGGACAUUGAGCUAUUGAAAAACUUUCCUGUUCCAAAACCAAAACCGGUUGAGAAGAUCAAAUGGAUCAACCUGGAUAAGGAAAAUGGCACUUUGUUCAUGAACGAAACACAAGAAUGGCUGCAAGAUUGCAUCGAUACUUCUGAUGAACUCACAGCAAAUGAACUCUGGCGUGCAUUCAAAAAGAUGUGCAUCAUCAACGCAACAAAACAUCUCGGAGUUUCAAAAGGUCCUUUAAAUAUCAAGAAGGAGUCAUGGUGGUGGACUGAGGAAACAAAGAAAGCCAUCAAAGAAAAGAAAAUCGCCUUCAAAAAAUGGACCUUAUGCGACUCAAACCUCACAGAAGAGAAAAAGGCACUUCACAACGAAUACAAGCUCGCGAAGAAAGCAUCGGCGAAGGCAGUAGCAAUAGCACAAGCAGCAGCAAAACAAGACCUGUACGAGAAUCUUGAGUCAUCCGAUGGCUCGAAUAGGAUCUACAAGAUCGCUGCAAUGAGAAGAAAUCAGUCAAAAGGUAUAGUCGCUCCAAAAUACAUUCAAGAUGGAAAUGGAAAGCUGUUGACGAAGGAUGAGGACAUCUGUGACAGAUGGAAAGCGUUCAUGCAACAUCUCUUGAACGAAGAAUUUCCACGAACUGCAAGGCCAACUGAAAACUCUGUGUGUGGACCAGUACAAGAAAUCACCAUAGAGGAGGUUGAAAUUGCAGUUAAGAAGAUGAAACGCAACAAAGCAGUUGGUCCAGAUAGUAUUCCAUCCGAAUUUUGGAAGAAAAGUGGUCAGCUUGGCUACAAAUUCCUCCAAAUCUUGUUCAACAAAAUCCUUUUCGGUGACAAAAUGCCUGAUGACUUCCGCCGAAGCUAUCUUCUCCCUUUCUUUAAGAACAAAGGUGACGCUCGAAACUGCUCCAACUAUCGUGGCAUCAAGCUUAUGUCACACACAAUGAAGAUCUAUGAAAGAGUCUUUGACUCAAGGAUCAGAGCACAAGUGUCUUUGCACAAGAAUCAGUGCGGUUUCGUUGGAGGCAAAUCAACAACAGAUGCCACUCAAGCCUUGAGAAUUCUCAUGGAGAAAUACCGCGACGCACAGAAAGACUUGCAUUUUGUUUUUAUUGAUUUGGAGAAGGCUUUUGAUCGCGUGCCUCGAGACCUCAUCUGGAAUGCUUUACGAGCACAUGGAGUGAUGGAGAUCUACGUGAGAGGAGUGAUGGACAUGUACCAAGAUGCAACGACUUCAAUCAGAUGUACUGCAGGAACUUCAAAAGAGUUUCCGAUUGGAGUCGGUGUACACCAAGGUAGUGUGUGCAGUCCAUUGCUCUUCAACAUCGUCAUGAACUAUCUGACAGCGGGCCUUAUGAGCGACUUGGUGCUUUCAAUGUUGUUUGCAGACGAUAUCGUCCUUGCAUCUGAUGAUGCUUCAUCAUUGCAAACAACGUUGGAUAAAUGGAAGCAAGCACUUGAAAGCAAUGGCUUGAAAAUCAGUCGCCAAAAAACUGAAUAUAUGCCCUGCCCAUUCUCCGAUCCAGAUUCAGGAACACCAGACAUUUUCUUGGAUGGCUGUCUCCUGAAGAAAAUUGAUCAUUUCAAAUAUCUCGGAUCAAUGGUGGAAAACGACGGAUCGUGCGACGCAGACCUUAACCAUCGAAUAUCAACAGGUUGGAUGAAGUGGCAACAGAACUCUUCGGUUUUCUGUGACAAGAAAAUGCCACCAAAGCUAAAAGGUCGGCUCUACACGACUGUUGUACGCCCUGCACUCACUUACGGCACAGAAUGCUGGACCAUGACCGCCAAACACAAACAAAAACUAACUUCUGCCGAAAAUAAAAUGCUUCGCAUGUCUGCUGGUGUGACCCUCCUGGAUAAAAUCCAGAGCAAAUACAUAAGGGGAAGUCUCAAAGUCAAGGAAACAAUUGGAGAAGCAGUAGAUAUGAAACGGCAUAGGUGGUAUGGUCACGUGAAAAGACGAUCCGAUGAUCAUGUUGUUGUUGAGAUGAUGACAAAGGACAUUCCAAGAAUACCGAGAAGAGGACGACCGAAAGAGAGCUGGCUGGGGCAAAUGAACAGAUUUCAACGAUUGCAUGGAAUCACAGAUGCUGAAAUAGAAGACCGCCAAGCAUACAGAAGACGAUUACGAUCCCACACAACACAAAACACUCAAUUUCCUUCCUAA
Culicoides brevitarsis is the source of this 2970-nucleotide messenger RNA. RefSeq lists its product as uncharacterized. Gene Ontology annotation, molecular function: catalytic activity. NCBI's taxonomy places the organism in Eukaryota, Metazoa, Arthropoda, Insecta, Diptera, Ceratopogonidae. The record is from RefSeq and is a predicted model, not a curated record. Bases 1 to 2970 code for a protein of 989 amino acids. The transcript has a single exon.